UUGCUUUUUGUAAAUUAAUAAGUUUUGUAAAAAAAAUGUUUGAAACAAAAAAAUUCGAUUCAGAAUACAACGCGCUAAAACGCGGAGAACAUCAUGUUAUUCUUCAAGAAUACAAUGACAUUGUUGAAGAACUUAAACAGGAAUUGGAAACGUGCAAAACAGAACAAGCCAGCAUUCGUUCUGAGCUACAAGCUUUGUAUGUUGAAAAUAAAAAUAGUAGUGAUGCCAUACGUGAUUAUAUUUCACAUGCUCAUUCAGAACAAUGUGGCAAUGAAGAUGUACACAAUAAAAUGGUCAUGAAUUUGAAAGAGCAUAUCACAGUUCUACAAAUGGAGAAGGAUUUUGCGGUCCAAUUAUACCAGAUGUCAAUGAAAGCUGUGGACACUUUAGAACAAGAACUAAAAACUCAUCCAGUGGAUAAUAGCAAUGCCAUAUUUUAUGAGGAGCAAUUGAAAAACAUCAGACAAUCAUAUUCAGAAGCUAUAAAAGCUUUAGAGAGUAAAUUACUUCAGGCUAAGGAAAAUUUUGCAAAGCAUCAGUCAAUGUGGAUGUCGAGUAAAGAGACGAUAGAAGCUCUAAAGCGGGAAAAACAGGAAAUAGAAACAAGACUUCAGGAACUUCAACAAGAUUCUCAACAGAAAGACAGGAAUGGUCAGCAGAAGAUACAAUCAUUAAUGGAAGAAUUAUCUGCCGCGAAAGCAGAGAUACGAGUCAUAAAUCAUUUAAAGUCAGACUUAGAGAAGAGACUGAACGAGAGUAGAAGAGAGGUCAGUAAUAUUAUGGCGAAGUAUGAAGAAACAAGGUGUAAGAUGGCCGAAGCUCUUGAUCUAGUAGAAUCUGCUGUAAAAGAAAGGGAUUUUGUACUUCAAAGAGAGGGUCAAAUUGCAGAACAGAAUGUCAGAUUGGAAACUCGAUUGGCCUCCAUUGCCGAAGAACACGCCGUUAAGAUGCGAGAGGAGAUUGCUAGAUUGAAAGAUGCUUAUGAGCACAACGUGAAGCAAUAUUUGUCAGAGAUCAAACAGUUGAAAGCAGAAUUAUGGGAAAAGGUGACGCAAUUGGAUCGAUCACAAAAAGAGAGCAAAUUGGCAGAGGAGGAACUAGAAAAGAUGCGUCGAGAUUCCAAGGAUUUAUUGGAAAAAUCGGCCGCGAAGAUUUUGACCUUCGAACAAGCAUUGAAACAGACGGACUCCAAGUUGGAAGCUUGUAAUGAAAUGUGCAAGAGACAAUAUAAUGUAGAGAUGCAGCAGCUGCGAGAAAAAAUUGUUAAUUUGGAAGAGAAGUUAGUAACUUCAAAUGAGAAACUGAAACAACUUCAACAACAGAACUCUAUGGAUAUACGAGAUCGCAUCAAGUUGGCCGAUGAAAGGUCGAAGGACACGAUCGAUCACUACGUUAAUUUGGAGGGCCAAUUAGUCAAAGCUACAGAUGAUAAAGAAUCCAUGGCGACAGAAUUGAAAUCGCUACAAUCGGCUUUCGACCGUGAGAUACAUAAGAGAGAUUACGAGCGAUGCUCGUUGGAAACUAAGAUCCGUGAAUUAGAAGCGAAUCUUUUGAAAGAAAAUUACGUAACAGAGGGUAAAUCGGGUAUCAAUAUUUCUCCAAUGCAAGUCUCGCAACAUAGAGCGGAUACAAGCAAACAUACUUUGGAUAUAAGAUUUGAAAAUAUGGAUUCCAACUGGCAGUCUCUAUUAACUGAACAAUUGAAUAAACAACAAGAACAUUUUGACAAGAAAAUAAGAGAGAUGACGCAGCAUGUGACAAUUCAUCAAAAACUAAGCAGAAAAUGGAGAGAUGAAGCAAAAUCUUUGACAGCACAAUUCCAAGUAAAAUCUAAGGAAUUACGUGGAAAAAUUAGCUCAUUACGAAAAGAGAAUGCCGAAUUACACAAAGCACUUUGCAAACAGCAAUUUACUCAAUUUAAAACAGAUACUAUUCAACCUAGUUAUAUACAAGGAUCCGAGACCAGGUGACAAUGCCCUAUACUUAUAAAUAUAAAACGAUCGCAACACAUCUCAGAUACUGUAAAUAUUACAGAGCAAUUGGCUUUACGGACCAAAGAGAUACAAACCUUAAUAAGCAAUGUUUAUUCUUUCUUUAAAUUAUUUCCUAUCUAUUUGAUAACAUUGAUAUUGAUACCGAGUUCAUUCUUUGGAAACAAUGCAAGCUGUGAAUAAACUAGGAAACCAA
Messenger RNA from Atta colombica, 2187 nucleotides. Its product is annotated as restin homolog. Lineage: Eukaryota; Metazoa; Arthropoda; Insecta; Hymenoptera; Formicidae. Bases 36 to 1970 code for a protein of 644 amino acids. The transcript has 7 exons. The record is from RefSeq and is a predicted model, not a curated record. Gene Ontology annotation, biological process: clustering of voltage-gated sodium channels; cilium assembly. Gene Ontology annotation, cellular component: centriole.